Molecule: messenger RNA, 4389 nt
Organism: Capsaspora owczarzaki ATCC 30864
Lineage: Eukaryota; Filasterea; Ministeriida; Capsasporidae
Exons: 6
Coding region: 92-4141 (1349 amino acids)
Molecular function (GO): guanyl-nucleotide exchange factor activity
Source: RefSeq, a predicted model, not a curated record
GUUCUCUCAUUCUUCUUCAUCUCUCUCUUCAUCUCCUUCGCUCUCUCCCUCACUCUCUCUUUCUCUUUUUUUUUUCUAUUUCUCUGUGCGGAUGGGCGACACUCCGCCACGGCGGCGGUCUGGCUUGAUCGAGACGCACUUCCACAACAGCGGGAGGAGUGGCGCGCUCAGCAGACCACACGACGCCGACAACGAAGACGCAGACGCAGACGAAGGCGACAUGGUGGACUACUCGGACUCUGCUGAUAGCAAUGACAACGAUGAUAAUAAUGAUGAUAAUGAUGGAGACGAAGACGAAGAUGGCGAAGAAGGGGACGCGGACGACAGGCGGAGGCGACGGAGAGCGGCAGCGGCAGCGGCGGUGAACUCGUCCCCAGCAGCAGCAGCAUCCUCACCGUCCACAUCAUCAUCAUCAUCAUUAGCAUCAUCAUCAGCAACGAGCGCAGUGCCAGUGGCAGCGGCGGUCGACGAGUACGGGUCGCCAUUCCGGCACCGGCUGCUGUCUGCAGCGAGCACGACCGGGGCACUGCGGCCAAUCCAGCGACCGGGCCACGCCGCGCACCACCUCCGCGACCGCGCCGGCAGCACCAGCAGCACCAACAGCACUGGCAGCAGCAGCAGCAGCAGUAGUGGUGGGCGCAGUGGUGGCCGUGGCAGCGCGUCCGUCAACCGCCACGAGAGCUACCGCGUUGCUGUCGGUCAGACACGGCCGCCGCCGCCACAGCACCAGCACCACCACCAUCAGCAUCAGUCUGGCUAUGAUCAGCAGCAGCAGGAUGGCGAUGGUGAGGACGAGGACGGCUCGCCCUCUUCCCCCUCCGCUUCCUCCGCUUCCUCGCCCGCUCCACUCUCUCCGGCGGCGGCUUCGGCAUCGGCGUCGGUCGGCUCGUCGUUCAGUCCGCCGUCGUCCGCUGCAGCCAAAAUCAGCAAAAUCGCUGCCCUUCGACUCGCAGGUCAACGGUCGUCGCUGCGAUCCGUCACAAAGGACUCGUUUCGAAUUGCAAUCGACCAGACGAAUAAUCCGCUCUUCACGCGCGGCGAGGCAAGUCCAAGUCCGACCAACAAUGGAAAUGGCAUCAAUGGCAAUGGGCAACAACUACAACCCCACCUCGUCCAGGCACCCCAGCCACGCAGGCGCAGCUCGAGUGGUUCGCACACGUUGUCGUACUUGUCGAUGCGACUAGACGAGUCGGACGAGCCGGAUGGAGCCGCGGAUCGUGAUCAUCAUGAUCAUCUUCAUCAUUUUGGCGGGAGCUCUAGCAUUGUCGAGGCACUGUCGGAGCAGGUUAUGCACGACGCCGAAAGCGAUGAGGAACUCGAUCGCAGUGCUGCCAACCAGCCGCCUCACUCGUCGCCGUCCGCUGCUGCUGCUGCUGCUGGCCACUCACACCACUCACACCACCAGCACCAGCACCAUCACCAUCACCACUCUCACCAUGGUGGUGGCGGCGGCGGCGUGCACUACCACCGACCCAUUAGCAACCAACCACAACUCACCACCAUGUCCGCCCAAGAGGCGCGACGCAGGUCUUCGGCAGCAUCCAACACCACCAUCGCGACGCUGGUGGCUGCAGACGCAUUCGCUCCCGUCUCUCUUGCCACGGCCGGGCCGGGCUCGAUGAUGUCGGAGGAAGAGUAUCAAGCAACCAACAGUGUGCUUGAUGCGAACGAAGUUCGUCUACGGCGGCGAUCGUCGACAAUCGAUAGUCAUGCCAGUAUUGAGACGGCCUUGGGCGAUGAGCUGCGUGCCCUGCAGCUCGGACCCAACCCAACCGCUCGCGAUUUGUCGCCGUUUUCGCAGAGUCUUCUCGGCUCGUCAGCCGUGUCUACUCCGUCUCCGACGAACUUGUUCAGCAGUCUGCGGGUGGAUAUUGGUGCUCAAGGCGCCGGUUUUGCGCCGGGCUCCCCCUCGGCCAAACGGGAACGGCAACGCAUGGAGAUUUUCAACGAGAUUGCUUCGACGGAGCAGUCCUAUCUGCGCGAUCUGGAAGUUCUUGAGAGUGUCUUCAUCAAAGGCGUCGAAAAGGCGAAAGUGAUAUCCAAAUACGAGGCGAGCGGUAUUUUUGCCAAUGCUGCCGAGCUAGUUCCAUUGCAUAUGGAUAUUUUGAGCGACUUGUUCGAGUUGCAGCGAUCGUUUGCAGCGACGGGUGUUGUGGUGAUGGAUGCGGUCGGGCAAGUCUUCCUUUCGCGGGCUUCAACCUUGAGUGCCGCCUACGGCAAGUACGUGAGCAACAAGCAGAACGCCGAGCGAGUUUUGGCCUCGUGCAAGAAGCAAAACAAGGCUUUCUCCACGUUUCUCGAUACCUGCCUCGGAUUGCCCGAAUGUCGCAAGUUGGACUUGCAGAGCUUCCUAACAGCACCAUUUCAGCGCAUCACACGAUAUGGACUCUUGCUCAAAUCUUUGGCAUCAUUGUCACCGACUGCAGUGUCUCAUGCGCAUGCCAUGCUGGCACAGCAGCAACAACAACAACAACUGCAACUGCGCGGGACGAUGCACGUUCGAACAGCCUCGGGGGCGUCUGGCGAUGCACAGCCCUCGUCGUCCAACCAAAGUCCAAACCCGGACUCGUUCAUGAGCAGUAGCAGCAGCAGUGGCAGCGCCAUGCAUGGUUUGCUGAGUAUGGACUCUGUCAUGUCGCUUGCGAUCGAAAAGGAGGCCAUUGAAGGGUCUGCGCUUGCGCAAGCGCUGCAGGCCCUCGAUGCGAUCGUUGUGCAAGCGGAAGAGAAGGCGCUUCGUGCAGAAAACAUUCAACGACUGAUUGAAAUCAAUUCCUCGACCGACUUCGCCACCCCGCAGCUUGCACGGGACUUUGCGAUUGUCACCUCUGCUCGACAGCUUCUGCUCGAAGGCAACCUCGUUCGCCAUGUCUCGACGCACGUGUCCCAAAACGUCCAUUUGUUCCUGUUCAACGACUACAUGUUGCUCGCUGUGACGAAGAAAGACCGGUUCUUUGUGAGCGAGCCACCAUUACCGGUGCACGAGCUCGUAAUUUCCAACGUUGUUGCCGAUGAAGCACCAUCGGCCUCGGCACAACAUCGACUGGACGAGAUUGCGAAUAUGCCGUUACCACCCAAUCCGAUCGUGAAAACCCGCAAGUCGUCAAAAUCUCUCAGCAGCGCACUUCCGCCACCGCUACCGAGCCCGACAUUGACACGCUCGACGCGAAUGCGUGCAUCCACCGAUGUUGACGCUGCUCUCAAGCCUGGCAGGCAGCAAGCUGCCGCCUCUCCUACUCCAAGUGGCACCGUUCACCCUCUGAGCUCCAUCUCUGCUCCAACCCCAUCUGUCACUGGGGGCAAUAGUUCUCUGCUCGCCUCUCCCUCCCACGGUUCAGGUGUGGCUGGCAAUCGGCUCAGCCACUCGAGCGUUGGCAGCAACGACAGCGGCGCGGAUGGCAGCUUUGGCCUUGACGACUCGAGCGAGUUCAUCUCGCGCUCGCCUCGGGCAUCGGUUGUAGUUGCGCCUGGAGAUCGUUCCCUUGCGAGCUCGGAAGAUGGGUUUGGAUCAGUCUCCAACUUGUCCAGCAACAACUCUUUGGGCGGUACGCCCCCAGGCUCGCCUCUACUGGACGACGUGGGUCCUGGCCUGACUCGCGGCAAUACACGUCGUAAACUGCCCUUUGCCUCAGAGAGCGCGACCGACAUGCGGGCGUCCAUGCGCAUGCGGCGCGGCUCCCUGUUUAAAAACCGCGACAAUUGCUUCUUUGUGGCCCACGUUGGCUUCAAGGUGUUCGAGUUUGAAGCUCCAACCGAGUACGACAAGGUCGUCUGGAUGAAAGCCAUUGGCCACGCUAUCGGAGACCAAAUCACCUCACUUUACCGCGGUACUCACGAACCAGCCAGCGCCUCCAAUGCCAGCUCUCCCGUCGCCUCCGCGACCACCACGCCGCUGCUGACCCCGCAGCAUUCUUCGGCUGGGCUGGUGACCGCCGCCAGUAUGAUCUCCAGCAACGGCUCGUCGCUGCUGCCAAGCCAUUCCACCAGCGCGAUUUUUGCGACCACUGCCUACGCGUCCGGCUCGCCACAUGCCUCGACCCCGUCGCCAGUGUCCGUUGCUGAGUUGCACUCUGCCCCGCGACCCGCGAGCCUGUCUUCACGCAAGGAUCUCAUCGAGGAAAUUUUCAUCGAGUCCAAUGUGUAGUGACGGGGCUUUUCCUUCAUACUCACAUCAUUCAUAGCUGGUGCUUUUCGAAUCGUCGUUGAAGGAUUGCUUCAGUUUCUGUAUUUUUUUUCUCAAACCAACAAAGCAACAAAUUAACAACGACAGAUUUCAAACCCGGAAAAUACAAAGACAAACUUCAUCAGACGGUAGUUUGCAAUACCAGUUUGUCUGAGUGGGAAAAAUUGGGUUGAACAUCAACGCAUGCACACAAAAUAAAAGAAUCAGAC